Molecule: messenger RNA, 1246 nt
Organism: Capsicum annuum
Lineage: Eukaryota; Viridiplantae; Streptophyta; Magnoliopsida; Solanales; Solanaceae
Exons: 6
Coding region: 121-1065 (314 amino acids)
Molecular function (GO): protein binding
Source: RefSeq, a predicted model, not a curated record
UCAGUUUUUGAAUUGUGAAUUGUGAUUCAUACUAUAUAUACAUAGAAAAAAUAACAGACCGAUGAUUGUAUUAUAGACUUGAAGAUAAGGCAAUAAUAUAGUAAUAACUAAUAUCUGGUCAUGGCAGAUUUCAACAGAGAAGAUGGAGUUUCAACAUCCGUUUCAGAAACACCACCUACGCAUUACACAAUCAAAAUUCAGUCACUUUCUCUUCUGAAAAAGAACAAUAUAGAGAAAUACACCUCUCCUUUCUUUGAAGCUGGAGGAUACAAAUGGAAGUUGGUGUUUCAUCCAAAUGGAAACAAAAACAAGAAUAAAGCAGGGAAGCAUGUUUCUGUGUAUCUGAUGAUGGCGGAGGCAACCUCAAUUGCACCUGCAGGUUGGGAGGUCCAUGCUGUUUUUCGUCUCUUCUUGCUUGACCACAACAACGACAACUACUUGGUCCUCCAAGAUACAUCUACUGAAAAGGGAAGACGAUUCCAUGCUACGAAGGUGGAAUGGGGAUUUGAUCGAUUCAUGAGUCAAGAAGCUUUCAACAAUCCAGAAAAUGGGUAUGUUGUAGAUGACACAUGUGUCUUAGGAGCAGAGGUUUAUGUAUGUCAAGAAAAGUUCCGAGGUAGAGAAGACCGUUUCUCCAUGGUGAAAGACCCCAUUGCCUAUAAGCACACCUGGAAGAUCAACAAGUUCUCUGCUCUUACUGCAGAUUGUGAAGACUCUAAGACCUUCAUGGCAGGAGAACAUAACUGGAAGAUACAAUUAUACCCCAAGGGCAAAGGGAGUGGCACAGGCAGCCAUCUAUCACUAUACUUGGCAUUGGCAGAACCAAGCAGCCUUUCUCAGAGUAGUCAAAUAUAUGCAGAUUUUACAUUGCGUAUCCUUGACCAACUUAAUGCCAAACAUUACAUAGGCAAAGCCAACUAUUGGUUCAGUGGAUCACAGACGUUUUGUGGAUGGCCAAGAUAUAUAUCAAUUGGGUAUUUCAGUAUGCCUGGAGCAGGCUUUCUGGUCAAAGACGCCUGUGUUAUAGAAGCUGAAGUCACUGUGCAUGGGACUACUACUAACUAAUGUUGUGCUCUAAUAAGUAUAUAGAAUUGAUAAUGACACCAAUAAGGUUUCCUCUUCUGUUUAGACAGAACAGAUAGACGGAAAUUCAAGUCACAGUCUCAUUCUGACAAACUAAUCUGCUUGUAUCAUUAUGCCAAUUUGGCAUGCCAUGCUAAUAAACCUAAUAUUCUUUCUCGUACUA